CGAAGGGCCCGAGCGCUGCUUGCGCGUCCGCAGCCGCUUUUCCUGCGAACUACAUUUUCUCGCGACUUCUCUCGCGCGCCGCAGCCAAAGUGUUCUUUAUGAUUUUGUUUUCCCGUUCGGCUGGAAAUACAUCACUUCGUAUUAGAAGUCAAAAUGCCAGGCCCUUUCAGUUCCGAAGACCAUAAGCUUCCCCUUCAUCAUGACCAAAUAGCGGAGAUGCAGCGGAAAAUUCAGCUGCUCGAGUGGGACAGAAAGGCAUAUUAUGAGAGCUCUCAGGCCACAAUGAAGAAGAACAAGGAGACCAUACUCCAUCUACGACAGGAGAACAAGAGACUCCGAAGGAGGUUGGCUGAGACACACACCGUGGAUGAAAAGAUUGUAAAAGAUGCAUUUCACAACAGAGGGAUGGAGAAAGCUGCCUUCAAGAAUAAAUCGGGGAAGGAAACGCUCCAGAUCCUUGAUCAGAAAGUAUGUGACAAGAUGAAGAAACUAAAUGCCCUGAAGCACCAGGCAGAGACUCGCCGACGCCACCUGGAGGAGCUACAGCUGCAGUACAACAGAGCACAGUCGGAAUGUGAGGGCGGCCAUCUUGUUGCUGAAGACAGGAAGGAAGAGGACAAGAGUGAAGGAGAGCUCACUGAGGACCAGCCCCAACAGAAAUUGCGUGUCUUGGGGAACCGUCUUGAGAAAGCUCAGCUGAAGUGUCAGGAGGCAGAGCACAUCAUGAAAGGAUAUUUAAAACUCAAGGCCCAUCUGCAGGAUGAGAGUCUAACUUACCAAUCUCACCUGGAUGCCCUGGAGGCUGAGAUCCUGAAGCAGAGACAGGAGCUGCGUGAAUUGCAGGUCAUGAACAAUGGUGCACAGCUGUCCAGGGAUAUGGCCAAGGUGGAGCUGCAGCACCAAGAGGAGUUGGUGUACAGGGAGAGGAGGGAAAGAGAAAGCAUCCUGGCCCGAUACAAGAAGCAGGCCGAGGAGUGCAAAGCUCACAUCAAGAAGCUAGAGAGAAGGGCCCAGAGGGCUACCAUGCACGCCGAUGAGCUGAGUAGCGAGGCCCAGCGCAGUGCAGUUGGUGUGGGGGAGGAGGAGAAAACCAUCUCCGCUCUAGAAGAAGCUUUCCAGUGCAUCAAGGAAGCCACUGGUGUCAGAGAUGCCCAGGAGGUGGUGGAGAGGUUUAUUGCUCAGGGGAAGACUCAGAAGCACCUGGAGAACCUGAAGGAGGAGAACGAGAGAACUCUGCAGCAGCUGAAAGAGCAACGUGACCAGCUGCAAGACCGCUUCCAGGAAAUGAAAUAUUCUGGGGAUGCCAAGCUGUCCAGUCGUCAGCAGACACUGGAAGAGUGUGAGGGCCACCUCCGGAAGGAGCGACGAAGGGAAAAAGAGGCCAGGGAGCGGUUGGAAUGGUUGACCAACAUGCUUCGGAUGGUGCGCAGUGGCGUGGAGCACCUCAGCAACAAGCUGCAGCACAUUCUGCUGACAGACUCUCCGGUGGUGGAGCUGGACCCCAGCUCUGAGGAGUAUGUGUUGGAACUGUUGGCACAGGCAGAACAGAAGCUCCUGAUCCUGCAUGAGGAGUUGCAAGGAAAGAACAUGGAUACCAUCAUGAAGGAGAUGGAGGAGGAAGAAUUCUAUACCAGCAUUGAAGGGAAGAUCCCACAGUACAACAUCCGUAUCCGACUGCCCCGGGUGGAGAGUCGGGACUCAUACGAAGAAGAGGAAAGUGAGGACAAUGAGAGCGACAUCAUCACCCGUGCUGCCCUCAAGCGCCAGUCUCAGAUAAUUAUAGAUUCUAAGACAAAGAGGAAGACACGUACCAAGAAGAAAAAGGGCAAGUUAUGACCA
Scleropages formosus (Asian bonytongue) is the source of this 1839-nucleotide messenger RNA. RefSeq names its product coiled-coil domain-containing protein 151-like. Gene Ontology annotation, cellular component: ciliary tip; ciliary basal body; cilium. The transcript is spliced from 14 exons. Bases 154 to 1836 code for a protein of 560 amino acids. Lineage: Eukaryota; Metazoa; Chordata; Actinopteri; Osteoglossiformes; Osteoglossidae. Gene Ontology annotation, biological process: cilium movement; outer dynein arm assembly. The record is from RefSeq and is a predicted model, not a curated record.